AUGAAAUUCCCCAAAUUAAGAAAAAGAACUGUGUAUUGGGCUGUUUUGACGGUUUCCAUACUUUUCAUAAUACAUCUUGUUUUCCAAUAUAAGGAGCACAACAGCUACGAAACAUAUCCAAUUGUAUUGAUUCCGAAAACUUUUUCGUCUUCAAUUCUGGACGCUUUCGAAACUCAAAAUAAUGAAGCAUUCCCAAUAAAGCUACUAAAGAAUUGCCAAAUCAUACACUCCUAUCAUGCUGGACAUGAAGAGAAUAUAAAACUGAUGGCACAAGAACCCCAAUCCAACUUUCACAAGUUCAAUUUCACAGUGUUCAACUCAGCGAAGCCAAUUGGACUAGAUCUCAAACAAUGUCAACUACUACGGUCAUCAUCCCAAAUAGAAGUCAAUGACGCUGUUCGCAUGGAUGCAUCAUUACACGAUAUAUUAAGCAAACUAUUGCAAGAUAUACAACAUGGCAAGUUGGAAUAUUUCCGAGAAAUAGCACCAUUCUUCCUCCCAGAAUUACAGCUACAGUUAAAUCUAAAUAUUGUUGACCGAUUUUGGUAUCGGUUUUCAGGGAGUUCCAUAUGGUUAGAGCAAUAUGAUAUGUAUUUCAUGAUUUCUCGAAUUGCCUAUUCACCACAUGGAGUUAAGAACCAGCCAGUUGUUUCCUUGACGUAUGGUCAAUUGUUUGACCGAAAUUGGAACGAAAUCAAAAAUAUCAAUUUGUUGGUUCCCAGUAAUGAAUUUACAAAAGACGAUGGGCAGGGUUCUUUUAGGAUCAUAUCGUUCCCUUACUUCUUACCGAUCCCAUUCUGGCACGAUAUCGAUAGCACAGAUGGAAACUACUUUGGACCAGAGGACCCACGAUUAAUACUAGUGAAAAAUAAACAGGGUUAUGAAGAGCCAUUACUCAUAUUCAACUCAUACCAUAGGAAGUUUGUGCAUUAUGACGAUGAUGAAGAUUCUAUCAUGGGGCAAACUGUUAAAUUCCAGAGGUCGAUGUUUAUGUGCUGGCCGUGGCAAUACCAAACGGGUAAACUGAAUGUUGAAGGAACAAGCAACCCUGAAUACGACAAUAAAGUAUAUAACAGAGUGGUCGAGUUAAAGGUGAAGCUUUUGGCCGACAUGAAGACUCAAAAGAAUUGGACUCCAUUUAUUAGUAACGAUGGUAUAAAUAACUUUGAUUCCUACAUUUUUUUUGUGUAUCGGUGGGCAAAUUUGGAUGUUUUGAAAUGCAAUCUACUUGGUGAUGCUGCAGGUAAUUGUGUUUUCGAUUAUAGAGUAGAUGAAACAUUAGUGCCACAGAACAAAGUUGGUCCAUUGAGAGGAGGUACGCAAUUAGUUAAUCUUCGCCAAAUAAUUCCUCCAUCAGUCUAUCACCGCUUGUUACCUCCUCAUCGAGAACUAUUUGUUGGAUUUGCUCGCACACAUUUGGAUGAGUGUGGUUGUGGCAAGGUCAUGUAUCGUCCAAAUUUGGCGAUUCUUGUCAAGGACAAAACUGACAGAACCUACUACAAGGUCAGCCACAUAUCGCUGUCGUUGUCAUUUGAUGUGCCAAUAAUUGGAUGGAACGUGUACAAACCUGAUGACUUGUGUUUUGAUUCCAAUGUUUUGAUACCUUACAGUGUAUCAAACUGGAAUAUCACAUCUUUGGAAUUGGAUAGAGAAGGCGGUAAGUGGGUCUCCGAUGACCAAUUGACGGUGACGUUGUCGAUAAGUGACUCAACUGUCCAUAGACUUGAUAUCAGGGGUUUGUUUCAAUCAAUUCUUGAUUUGACUGAUCAUAACUUAUUUAUGCCAAUUCAUGCGGAUGACAUUGGAAAUGAUAAAUGGAAGAAUAGUUUACAAAUUCCAGGCAGUGAUUCCCAUAUCCAGGAUAUGAUGCAGUUUGGUUUCAAUAACGAUAAUAUAGUAUGUGCGUUACAUGCAUCUGUUGAAUUCUGUUUUGAGUAUGGGGUUAAGUUUGGCAUCCCCAAACAAGAGGAUUUCUACGAGGUUGAACAGCAAGAGUUCAACGAAGAGCUAAUUGAUCCCAAGAAACACCAGUAUUUUAAGAUCUUGAGUAAGUAUCUAUAUGAUCAAGCCGUAGCCAAUAGUUAG
This is a messenger RNA of Candida dubliniensis CD36, 2085 nucleotides long. RefSeq names its product Bmt8p (gene BMT8). Gene Ontology annotation, molecular function: mannosyltransferase activity. Lineage: Eukaryota; Fungi; Ascomycota; Pichiomycetes; Serinales; Debaryomycetaceae. The transcript has a single exon. Bases 1 to 2085 code for a protein of 694 amino acids. The record is from RefSeq and is a predicted model, not a curated record.